CGGCGGCGCUUGUCCGUUUGGACAAAGAAAAAGCCAAGCUGACUUUGUUUUUUCCUGUCCGAGCUUUUUGUUGCGCGUGGUUGUUUACCCCACCCCUUUUCUCUUUCCUUUAACCUUUUUUCUUUUUUUUUUCUUUAACCAUGUAUCGAUUGUCGGCGCUCUCGCGUGCGGCCAGACCCCUUUCUUUCUCUGCUCGAAAUAUUCAGCAGGCCGUUAGACCUUCAGUCGUCCGUUCGGCAUCUGUGGCUUCUUUCCAUACCGGCAAAACUCGUUUCGCUGCCACCAAGGCCGCUCCCGAAGCCAACGAUGUGUUUUUGCAAGGUAAUGCUGCCAACUACAUUGAAGAGAUGUAUGAGGCCUGGUUGAGAGAACCUUCUUCGGUCCAUCUGUCGUGGCAAAUCUACUUCAAGAACAUGGCCAACGGUGUGGCUCCCGGUCAAGCCUACACUCCUCCUCCCACCCUUGUUCCCUCGGGCAGUGCUCGUCUUCCCGAUCUCCCUGGUGCCACUGUGGCCAAUGCCGCCAAUGCUUCUUCUUCCGAAGUCAUUGAUCACAUGAAGAUCCAAUUGUUGGUCCGCGCUUACCAAGUUCGUGGUCACCACAUUGCCAACUUGGAUCCUCUCGGUAUCCAACACGCCGACCUCAACGGUACCGCCCCACCCGAGCUUAACUACGAAUACUAUGGUUUCUCCGAAAGAGAUUUGGACCGCAAAUUCACUUUGGGUCCCGGUAUCUUGCCUGCCCUCGGUAAGACUGACAAGACCUUGACCUUGCGUGAAAUCAUGGAUGCCUUGAAGAAGAUCUACUGUGGCUCCAUCGGUAUUGAAUACAUUCAUAUUCCCGACCGUGCUCAGUGUGACUGGAUUCGUCAGCGCAUUGAAAACCCUCAGCCUUACAAAUACUCCGUGGAUGAGAAGCGCAUGAUCUUCGAUCGUCUUACCUGGUCCGACAGUUUUGAACGUUUCAUUGCUUCCAAGUAUCCUUCCGAGAAGCGUUUCGGUUUGGAGGGUGGUGAAACUCUCAUCCCCGGUAUGAAGGCUUUGAUUGACCGUUCAGUUGACCUUGGCGUGGAAUCCAUCGUGAUUGGUAUGCCCCAUCGUGGUCGUUUGAACGUUCUGAGCAACGUCGUCCGCAAGCCCAAUGAAUCCAUCUUUUGCGAAUUCAGCGGUUCCCUUCAACCCUCUGAGGAAGGUUCCGGUGAUGUCAAAUACCAUCUGGGUAUGAAUUACGUUCGUCCUACCCCUUCGGGCAAGCGUGUCCACCUUUCCUUGGUUGCCAAUCCUUCUCAUUUGGAAGCCGUUGACCCCGUUGUGCUUGGUAAGACCCGCGCUCUUCAGUUCUACAGCAACGAUGACAAGGGCAACCACUCCAUGUCCGUCUUGAUGCACGGUGACGCCGCUUUUGCCGGUCAAGGUGUUGUCUACGAAACCAUGGGUUUCCAUGACUUGCCUGCCUACAGCACCGGUGGUACCAUCCACAUCGUCGUCAACAACCAGAUUGGUUUCACCACCGAUCCCCGCUACGGUCGUUCCACUCCUUACUGUACCGAUAUUGCCAAGUCCAUCAACGCUCCCGUGUUCCACGUCAACGGUGAUGAUGCUGAAGCCGUUACUUAUGUCAUGCAAUUGGCAGCUGACUGGCGUCAGACCUUCCAUCGUGACGUUGUCAUUGAUCUUGUUUGCUACCGUAAGCACGGUCACAACGAAACCGAUCAGCCUAGCUUCACCCAGCCCAAGAUGUACCAGGCUAUUGCCAAGCAGAAGCCCGUGGCUCUCAAGUACGCUGAACAGCUCAAGAGCGAAGGUUCGCUCUCUGAAGAGGAAAUUGAGGCGAACAAGAAGCGCGUGUGGGGUAUUCUCGAAGAAAGCUACUCCAAGAGCAAGGACUACCAGCCCACUUCCCGUGAAUGGUUGUCCAGCUCCUGGCCCGGUUUCAAGUCGCCCAAGGAAUUGGCCGAACAGAUCCUUCCUCACUUCCCUACCGGUGUUUCCACCGAAACCCUCCAACAGGUUGGCAAGGCUCUUACCACUACUCCCGAAAACUUCAACCUUCACCGUAACUUGAAGAGAAUUCUCCAGAACCGUGAGAAGAACCUCAAAGAGGGUAAGGAUAUUGAUUGGGCCACCGCCGAAGGUUUGGCAUGGGGUUCGCUCUUGCUUGAAGGCAAGCACGUCCGUGUCUCGGGUCAAGAUGUCGAACGUGGUACCUUUUCUCAACGCCACGCUGUCCUCCACGAUCAGCAAAAGGACCACAAGCAUACCCUUUUGAACCACAUCUCUUCUGAACAGGGUGUGUUGUCGAUUUCCAACUCUUCCCUUUCCGAAUUCGGUGUUCUCGGUUUCGAAUUGGGUUACUCUCUUGUCGAUCCCAAUGCCUUGGUGGUCUGGGAAGCCCAGUUCGGUGAUUUCGCCAACAAUGCUCAAUGUAUUGUCGAUCAGUUCUUGGCUGCCGGUGAACAGAAAUGGCUCCAGCGCAGUGGUCUCGUCAUGUCGUUGCCCCACGGUUAUGAUGGUCAAGGCCCCGAACAUUCUUCGGCCAGAAUUGAACGUUACCUCCAAAUGUGCGAUGACAACCCUUACGUCUUCCCUUCGCCCGAGAAACUUCAACGCCAACAUCAAGACUGCAACAUGCAAGUCGUCUAUGCCUCCACUCCCGCACAGUACUUCCACGUCCUCCGUCGCCAGAUCUGCCGUGAGUUCAGAAAGCCUUUGAUCAUGCCUUUCUCCAAGUCUAUGCUUCGUCAUCCUCUUGCGCGUUCCUCUUUGGAGGAAAUGACUGGUGAUAGUCACUUCCAAUUGUAUCUCCCUGAUGCCCACCCAGAUCACUUGGAAGCUCCUGAAAAGAUCACCAAGCACAUCUUCUGUACCGGUCAAGUGUACUAUGCUCUCCUUCGUGCCCGUGAACAGAACAAGAUGACCGAUGUGGCCAUUUCUCGUGUGGAACAAUUGAACCCUUUCCCUUACCAGCAGAUCAAGGAACACGCUGACAAGUAUCCUAACGCCGACAUUAUCUGGUGUCAGGAAGAACCUUUGAACAUGGGUGCCUGGCAACACGUGCAACCCCGUUUGACCACUGCCUUGUCUGAGACCUCUCACCAUGCCGGCAAGACACCUAAAUAUGCCGGUCGUGCACCUUCUGCAUCCGUGGCCACGGGUAACAAGAAGAAGCACUUCCAGGAAGAAUACGAUUUCUUGAGCACGGCUUUGAUCGGUCAAGCCACCCAGCCCAAGGACAUCGAAGGUGGUGUGCCUCUCUGGUAAAAAAAAAGAAAAUCAUUUUGAACACAUACAAACCGAAAAAAAAAAGAUUAUUUUAAACGUAAAUGAAAACGCAUUACAUUGUAUACACAAAGAGACGACGUUGAAAGAUAAGAAACCAAACCUUUUUUUCACGUAAUUAAAAGCAUUUUUUCUAUAUUUCUAUUACUAUGCUUUUGGCGAUGCUUUGAUGACUUUGG
Radiomyces spectabilis is the source of this 3457-nucleotide messenger RNA. RefSeq names its product oxoglutarate dehydrogenase, E1 component. Lineage: Eukaryota; Fungi; Mucoromycota; Mucoromycetes; Mucorales; Radiomycetaceae. Gene Ontology annotation, biological process: tricarboxylic acid cycle. The transcript has 4 exons. Gene Ontology annotation, cellular component: oxoglutarate dehydrogenase complex; mitochondrion. The record is from RefSeq and is a predicted model, not a curated record. The coding region runs from base 141 to 3260 and encodes 1039 amino acids. Gene Ontology annotation, molecular function: oxoglutarate dehydrogenase (succinyl-transferring) activity; thiamine pyrophosphate binding.